This is a messenger RNA of Bradysia coprophila, 1146 nucleotides long. RefSeq lists its product as uncharacterized. Gene Ontology annotation, molecular function: N-acetyltransferase activity. Lineage: Eukaryota; Metazoa; Arthropoda; Insecta; Diptera; Sciaridae. The record is from RefSeq and is a predicted model, not a curated record.
GUAUAGUACUCUGGCUUGUCACGCAAAAAAAAGUAUGAAAAUACAUCAUUUCUUCCGAUAAGUUUUGAUUAGAUUAAUAAGGAACGUCUUGAAAAGUUAUGUUUUGCACAGUCAGUAUCAAAACAACCAUCCAUCGGUAAGAUUAAACGUUAGCGAGUGUGAUAAAAAGCUUUGUCAAGUAAGGUCACCAUGUUCUUGCGACGCGUCUUAAGUUAUCAAAAGCUGGUGGUUCAACGAAGCUUUUCCACCCAUUUGAAAAAUGAGUCAAAACAAAUGGACAAUUUCCGUAUCGAACCUUUUACCGACGCUAAUAAGCAUCACGCUCUUCAAAUACUCCUACAGUCAUUUACGCGCGAUGAGCCGCUACUGCAUGCAUUAGCCGUUACCGAAGAACAGGCAAAACCAACGUUGGAAUCAUUGUUUCUUGAAACUGCCGUUAGAGACAAAAUAUCAUUUUUGGCCUACGAUAAACGCACGGAAGAAGUAGUCUGUGCUUACAUCGGUUCAUUGCAUCGUCGUGAUACCGUUCAUGACGAUUAUCAAAUGGACGACGUCAAUAAUCCAAUGGUUUAUGUAAUGGAUUUCUUGGACGUCCUCGGCAGUGGCCUUUGGCAAAUUUUACCGAAAGAUGUCGAUAUCUACUGUAAAAAUGAUAUCGCAAGCGUCCAUCCUGAUUAUCGUGGUCAAAAAUUGUUUCGCACACUUAAGCACAUGUGCAAUGAGAAGGCACAACAACUUGGAUGUAAAUAUGCAGUUUCGCUAGCCACAUCGUACCACAGUCAAGUAUUGAACGAUAAACUGAAUUUUCAAACUCAUCGAUUCAUUAAUUACUGUGACUAUCGCGUUUUGGGUAAAUCGGUAUUCGCCAAUGCUCCAGCUCCACACGUUUGUGCAAAAUUGAUGAUAAAGAAAUAUUAGAUAAUAUGAAGUGGUCAUUCGAUCAUUACAUUGCAUUGUGUAUACGUCGUGAAAAAGGGGAGUGGUUCAUUUCUCGUUGAAAAUAAUAAAAUAUCGCAGGUCAUCCUAAACAGUGAGCCUUCGACAGUUAUUAUGACGUCAGCAUAUUAUGUUGUCUACUUAAUUGUUAUACGGAUUUAUUUAGAGUGUAAAAAGUGAAUAAAUGUGGAGGAGCAGAGAAAAAACAGA